This is a messenger RNA of Lotus japonicus, 678 nucleotides long. RefSeq lists its product as uncharacterized. The transcript is spliced from 2 exons. NCBI's taxonomy places the organism in Eukaryota, Viridiplantae, Streptophyta, Magnoliopsida, Fabales, Fabaceae. The record is from RefSeq and is a predicted model, not a curated record. Bases 1 to 678 code for a protein of 225 amino acids. Gene Ontology annotation, molecular function: RNA-DNA hybrid ribonuclease activity; nucleic acid binding.
AUGAGUUCCUCUAAGAUAACCAUUGCAAAGGCUCUUGCCCCUACUACAAGGCCAUCCACUAAUACCAAACCUCCAACCACAGGGACCAAAUUGCCAUCUCUGCAAGGAUCAUUUGCAAGAAGGUCUGCUUCGGAGAAGAGGGGAGAUAACGUCUCAGAUGUUAAUGAGAACUCCAAUGAUCGUGUGGAUGGCUGGUCUCCUCCGGUAGCGGGCAUGCUGAAGGUCAACAUAGAUGCAGGGUGGUCCGGGGGACGUGGACAAGGAGCAGGGAUGGUUGCCCGUGAUCAUCAUGGUGAGUGCAUGUAUGCUGCUACUGAAUACUUUACAGCUCGGGUAGAGGCAACUAUGGCAGAGGCCAAGGCUCUUCGGUGGACUUUAUUGAGGUUGCAAGAGCCGGGUAUUGAUGCACUUGUAAUCGAAAUGGAUUCCCAGCUAGUGGUGUUGUGUUUCAUGCAGCAGAAAGUGAAUGAGUUUAUUGAGCCAAGUUUGCAAGAUUGCAGAGCCAUUGCUUCUCUUUUUCAUUCCUUUGAUCUGGUUCAUGUUAAAAGGACCGGGAAUAAAGUAGCUCAUUUGUUAGCUUCCUUAGCAUUUGACUUUCCAAAUGUAUGUUGGUGGGAUAAUUUUCCUUCCCAACUUAGUUCUGCGAUUCUAGAGGAUGUAUUCUCUAUUAUUAUCUAA